This is a messenger RNA of Manis javanica (Malayan pangolin), 5434 nucleotides long. RefSeq names its product EF-hand and coiled-coil domain containing 1 (gene EFCC1). Gene Ontology annotation, molecular function: calcium ion binding. NCBI's taxonomy places the organism in Eukaryota, Metazoa, Chordata, Mammalia, Pholidota, Manidae. The record is from RefSeq and is a predicted model, not a curated record.
CGCCCCUGGAAGUGGCGGGGUGGAGGGGCUGGCGGAGCUACGCGCGGCAGCUAUGGAGCAAAGCUGCCCGGGCCCGGAGACCAGCAUGGAGGGCGCGGCGGGUGACCCGUACCGGCGACCCGCGCGGCGCACCCAGUGGCUGCUAAGCGCCCUGGCGCACCACUAUGGGCUGGACCGUGGCGUGGAGAACGAGAUCGUGGUGCUGGCCACGGGCCUGGACCAGUACCUGCAGGAGGUCUUCCACCACCUGGACUGCCGCGGCGCCGGCCGCCUGCCUCGCGCCGAUUUCCGCGCGCUUUGCGAGGUCCUGGGGCUGCGCGCCGAUGGGACAGAUGCCGCCGGGGAUGAGGCCACCGGAGACGCGAACUCCGGGGAUGUGACGACCGGAGACGCGGCCGCUGGGGUGGCCACCGACCAGGACGCGGAUGCAGAGGAGGAGGCGCUCCUGGCGCUGCGCGCCGAGCCGCCCGAGCUCACCUUCCGCCAGUUCCACGCGCGCCUCUGCGGCUACUUCGGCACCCGCGCCGGGCCCCGGCUGCCCCGCGGCGCUCUCAGCGAGCACAUCGAGACGCAGAUCCGCCUGCGCCGCCCGCGCCGCCGCCGCCGCCCGCCACACACGCCGGGCCCGGAAGGGGGCCCAGACGGCGGCCCGGACAGCGAGCGCACGGCGCGUUUGGCGGAGGAAAACAGCAGCCUGCGGGAGCUGGUAGAGGACCUGCGUGCCGCGCUGCAGAGCAGUGACGCGCGCUGUCUAGCGUUACAGGUCGGCCUCUGGAAGAGCCAAGCGAGCGCGCGGGAGGCGGGCCGCGGCGGGCCAGAGGCGGCGGCGCGCGAGCUGCGGCAGGCGCGGGGCGCGCUGGCGGCGGCCGAGGCCCGCGCGGGGCGGCUGCGCCAGGGCCAAGCCGCCGUGCGCCGACGGGCGGAGGAGGCCCGGCAGGCGGUGCUGCGCAGCCUGCGUCGCGUGCGCGAGCUGGAGGCGCUGGCGUGCCAGGUGCCAGGCCUACAGCGCUGGGUGCGGCGGCUGGAGGACGAGCUGCAGCGCUGCAGGUCAGAGGGCAACCAGCUCCCAGCCUUACCACGAGCCAGCCCAGAGCCAGAUGCCAAGAGUAGUGAACCUGAGCACAGUGGGACCCGGGGCCCAGACCCCGCUCCAGAGGGCACCUGGCAGUCAGACAGCAGCUCCGGGAGCAGAACGCUGGACGAAGCAGACGAGCAACUAUUCCGCUCGGUGGAGGGCCAGGCUGCCUCUGAUGAAGAGGAGGAUGAGAAGUGGCAGGAGGCACAGAGGCCACCAGCUGAGGUCAAGACCCUGCUGGCUCACCUCUCCAGCUGUGCGAGUGGGUGUGACGACCAGAUGGCCAAGCAGCUCAUGACUUACUUCGGCAGCUUUGGCAGCGCUGACCACGCCCAUGCCCCAGCGGAGCUGGAGGCCCGGGUGGCCAUGCUGGUGGAGCAGCUGGGGACCCUGGGCUGCAGCAGGACAACCCCAGGGACACCUGAGGAGGAGGGGGAGCUGCAGUCGAAGGUGGAAGAGGAGCAGCUGAGGCUGGAGCUGCAGAUGGUGGAAACCGAGAGGGUGCGGCUGUCCCUGCUGGAGGAGAAGCUGGUGGACGUGCUGCAGCUCCUCCAGAGGCUCCAGGACCUGAACAUAUCUAAAAGAGCCCUGGGGAAGAUUUUGCUGAGCACGCUGAACGUUUGCAGGGACCCUGCACAUGAGGGGGGAUCUGGGCCUGCGGCUACCCUGGAUGCCCUGCACCAAGCUUUGGCCUGCUGUGAGCUCUUGCGGAGACAGCCCUCCACACCAGCGGCCCCAGCUCCAGUGCUCACCAACUCCCUCCUCACCUGCUGAGGUCGCUGGCCCAGCCUCUGGGCACUGCCACACCAGCCUCCAGAUCGGCCUGGCUACUAUCACAUCCUCGGAACCUGGAGGCCUGGGCUCCUUCUGACACUAGGCCCAACCCCAGAGCCUCCCAAUACAGAGCCUGGCAGCCAUCCCUUCCUUGGGUUCCUCCGAUUCUCCCACAGCCCCUGUAUCCUGCUACCAGAGACCACAUUCCAGCCCUGGGGGUGCUGGAUCAGCCUGUACCUGCUGCAGCCUCCCCUGCCCUCGGAGCAGAGGUGCCCACUCUCCCACUCAGCCCAGGACCCCUUCCCUGGGCUCCCAGGCUCUCCUCCCCCACAAUACUGUACCCUUCCUCCCCCCAGUGUGCCUGCUGCAGGGACACUGGGCCCGACCUCCAGGCCACAGCUGGUGUGGUGCGAAGACAGAGCAGGGCUGGGGGAACUUCACAGGGGGAGUGAGUAUCACCACAGGCUUCCUGGUGGGGCCUGGCCUUGAACUAGCUCUAGAAGAGAGACAGGAUUUACAUGGGUAGAAAGAAGAGGGAAGGGCAUUCAGGUGAGGUAAGGACAAGAGCUAAAGUGUGGUGCCAGCAAGGGGCCCCUUUCAUACAGUACCCGGACCCCCUCUUUCCUGAGCAUACAGUAGGUAUGGGGGCUCAUGAGGGUCACGGGAAGGAGUAAGACAAGAGGCCUGGUCUCACCUACCGUAAGAUCUUGUUGAAAAGAAAGAUACGUUGGCAAAAUAGUUCAAUGUGAGUGAAAUCAAUGCUAAAUGGAGGUAAAAUAGUGUUAUGAGAGCCCAGCCACCACAGCGGGAACAGCAGGGGUGAGGGCAGAUGCCUGGAGGAAGCUAGGGCAGGUGAGGGCCUCCAGGGCGGACAAGGAUCCGGGACAUGGUCCCACUGGCAGUGGGGGGCCACUGGAGGACCCCAGGCCACUUCGUGGAGGGAGGCGGGCAGGGGGGGAGUGAUGAAGAGGCGGCUGCAGGAAGGGGACCCGUGAGGGAGGGGGGAUCGAGGGCUGCCCAGGGGGAGCCUGGGAGCAGCGGGUACCCUGCCUAGGGGGAGCCUGGAGCCCGAGGCAGUGCCUUACAUCCAGUCUGGCUUCAGACACUCAGCAGCAGGACAGGUGAGGGAGGCUCCAGGGAGCCACUGCAGGCUUCUGAGGAUAACACAAGCAAGGCCCAGUUUCCAGGUGGUUCCUCUGUAAAUGGAACAAAAUAGGCGGUUCAUCCCACCCCUGGUCCUAUCAGAUGAGCCAGGCUUGUUUGAGCAGGUCCCCAGGACUCCUCAGGGGCCAGUGGGCAGAGCCGGGCACCCAGGAGGCUGCUCUGAGCAGAGGGGGGUGCCCCCAGCUUGCCCCUCUCAGCCCAGCCUGAGCCCACCAGGCCCUGGUCCUCCAGCGCAGCUACUAAUGACUACGUAACCCAGAUGAGCACCCCCAGGGCUCCCUGCCCAGCAAAAGAGGCCCACUGCUCUGCAUCCUGAUUCAUGGGGGUGGCCACAGGAAUCUACACCUGUGUUAAAUUUAUAGACCUGAAGGCUCCCUUCAAAAAAUGUCAACUUCUCUGUAUGUUCAUUAAAAAUAUAAGAAGGACUGGAAGGAACAUUCCUAAGGUGCCUCUAGACAGGCCACUUGGCAUCUUCAGACAGCAGGCAGAGAGGGUUCUUCUGGAUUACAGCUACACUGAGUUUUCCCUAAUAAAAAUCUCUUCCCACUGCCUAAUAAACGAUGGCCCAUCAUCACAGCUGUGUACCUCUCAUCUCACUGGAGGUAAGUUGCUGAAGUGAGUUAGACCGUAGAGGUGCCCAGAGAGGCUAGUGAGGUGAGCUGCCCAGCAUCACACAGCCAGUCAGCAUCCGAGCCUGGAGUGGGCCUCUUUACUGCCAGCAGUCUCUGGUUAGGGAAUGCUAGGCUUGCAAAAGGUUUGAGUCUGGAUGAGUUAUGGUACAGGCUAAACCGCCUUGAUAAAGAGACCCCAAAAUACUCUGGGUCAAACAAGAUAGAACUUUAUUUCUUUCCUGUAACAGUCCAGAGAUGAGUGGUCCUGUUUGGAAAGCUGCUCUGCUCCAUGUGGUCACCAGGAACCCAGGUCCCUUCCACUUUGUUGCUCUGCUAUUCUCCAGAGUGAUGUCCUCCUUCACAUGGUGGAAGCCAAUUCACCAGCAUUGCUCUGCCUUGCAACCCACAGGAAGGAGGAGAGAGGAAGGGGCCAGCCACUCUGGCACACAUCUCCUCUACUCUCAUGCCAUUGGCCAUACCAAGGUGCAAGGGAGGCUGGGAAAUGUAGUCUAAUACUAAUAUGAUUAAAAGAAAAAAGGCUUCCAGUUUCUAGUCCAGCAUAUAAGGAGCUUCGAAGUCACUACCCCAUCUUAACAAGUAAAAACUGAACAAACUAGAAAUUCAGCAACUCCUCUGGGAUCCAUCAGAAGUGAGGUCACAGGGCAACCAGAUGCCCACAAAACUGGAGACACACAAAGGUGAAUACAGAGAAUCACAAUUUACCAAAGCAGAAAACCAUAUAUUUAGGAAUUAGUAGGAGAAGAGGAAAAACCUGAACUAUAAUCGAUAAACUGCUGGAGGUUCAGUGUGGACAAAUAUGAGAUUAAAACCUCCAUGGGGUCCCAGCCAUGGGGUUCCACACCUUUGUGAGCUCUACCUUCUGAAGCUCUGCCAGAUCCUCACAGUGAAUACCAGAGAAAAGCUCCUUGAUUCUUCUGGCAGCGGGAGAGGAAGUAACCACUCUGAAACAGGCCAGAGCAUUCUGUUCUUAACCAGGCCUGUUAAAAGAAACUAUUUCAACAGAGCCUAACUUUCUGGGGUUUGAUCAGAAACUGUAUUAAUUUCAGAUAGAGCAGACUUCAGAGCAAGGAAAAUUAUCAGGGACGAAGAGGGUCAUUACAUAGUGAUAAACAGUCAGUCCUCCAAGAAGAGGUAAAAAUCCUUCAUGCAUAACAACAGAGGGUCAAAAUACAUGAGGCAAAACCAACAGAACUACAAGGAGAAACAGAUGAACCCACUAUUCAAUUUGGAGACAUCAACACCCCUCUCACAGAAAUGGGCAGAUCCAGCAGUCAGAAAAUGAGUAAACAGUUGAAUUCAACAGCACCUCAACUGGAUGUAAGUGACGUCUAUAGACUACUUCAUCCAGCAGUAGCAGGAUACACAUUUUUUUUAAAGCUCACAUGGAACAUUCACUAAGAUAUGCCACAUUCUAGGUAAUAAAACACACCUUAAAAAAUUUCAAAGAAAUUUCAUACAAAGUGAUUUUUCUCUAUUGUUUUCCUGUUUUCAAUGAUUUCUGCCCAAGUUUUUAUUUCUUUCUUCUGCUUUCUUUGCACUUAAUUUGCUUUUCUUUUUCUAGUUCCUAAGGUGUAAGCCUAGAUAAUUUUAGAUUUCUUCUUGUCAAGUAUAUGCAUUCAGUGCUACAAAUUUCCCUCUAACUACUGCAUCCCACACAUUUUGAUUGUAUUUUCAUUUUCAUUUAGUUAAAAGUAUUUGUAUAUUUCUCUUGGGAUUGCUUGUUUGACUCAUGUGUUAUUUAGAAGUGUGUUAUUUCUAGUAGAAAUAAAAAGCAUAAAUAGGUGGAAGA